AUGGAAUUAUAAAUUAUAAACAGUCAAAUAGAAGGGGAACAUAAAUUAAAAUCAAUAUAAUGUGUUAAAAUCAGCUAUGAGCGAUUAUUUAUGCUUGUAUUGAUUUGGUAUAUAAUUAGGUAUUAUUAUGUGUGAGUACUGGGUUUCUGGCUGGUUUUUAUUUUAGAUGGUUUCCUUCUUAAUUUAUAAAUUUUUUGUACAUAGCUAGUACUUUAGAUAAGGCAACUCAUAUUAAAACAAAUCCACAUAAUGAGAUCUGUUAAGUAAUUAGAGAAGGAAAGAAUAUCCAUUUCAAAUUUAGGUAAUAAAAAAAUAAAGAAACUUAGAUUCUUAAAAUAUCAAUAUUAAGAAGAUAAGUUUAAACCUUUAGAAUUUGAACCAAUAAACUCUAAUAAUUUAACAAGUUAAGAGGUAUAAGUAAGAUAAAAAGAUUAUGGAUCAGCAUUAAUGAAAAUUCCAAUGAUAGGAUUUCUGGAAUUUACAUUAGAAGAACUUUCUACACCGUUUUAUACAUUAUAAUAUUUAUGUGUUGUAAUUUGGUUGGUUUAAGGAUUUUUUUAUUUUGCAAUUGUAAUGAUGUCUUGUUCAUUGAUUUCAACAUUCAUAAAGUUUUAUUUACUUAGAUAAUCUUUAAAUAGAUUAUAAUCAUUAGCUGCAAUUCAUUAAUAAGUAAGAGUAAUUAGGAAUAAUGAUUAAAUAACUAUUGAUGUUAAUGAACUUGUACCAGGAGAUAUAAUCAUUUUAUAAACAAUGAUAGUUCCAGCUGAUUGUAUAAUAAAUGGUAUGGCGUUAUUAAAUGAAGCAACAUUAACAGGUGAGAGUAAUCCUGUACCAAAGUAAACAGGAUAGAUUUUAUUUGAAGGUACAAAGAUUUUAGAAGUAAAUACUGGAUCAACUGCUUAAAUAAUAAGAACUAAUUAUUCAACAAUUAGAGGCUAGUAUUUUAGAAAUGUAUUAUACCCUCAUAAAGUGACUCAUAAAUUUUACACUUAAGCAAUUAAAUUUUUAUGUGGAUUUGGUAUUUUCAAUGUAAUAAUUGCUGCUGCUACUAUAGUAAUAUAUUUAGAUUAUACAACUGAAUUAAUUUUAGCAAAUAUAUUUAGUACUUUAACUUGGAUAUUCCCACCUGCUAUGCCUAUCUUUUUUUCAUUAACUGCUACUAUUGCAUUACUACGUUUAAAAAAUAAUAAUAUUAUUGGUAGCAAUAUGGAUAAAAUUCAUAUUUCAGGAUAAAUUGAUGUUGCAUGCUUUGAUAAAACAGGUACUUUAACAACUAAUGAAUUAACUGUUAUAGGAUUAUGGGAUAAAUAAGAUUGUAAUAUAUGUAUAAGUUGUUGUCAUCAUAUUUGUCAAUCUGAAGGAUAAUUAAUGGGAGAUAUAUUGGAUCUUGAAAUGUUUAAAUAUAGCAAAUCUAAAAUAUAAUUUGAUAAUGAUGAUAUCACAAUUACAACUUAAGAUUAAGAUAAUUAUAAAAUUAUUAAAAUAUUUGAUUUCAAUUCUGAAUUAAUGAUGAUGUCAGUUAUUGUUCAAAGUGAAAAUAAAUAUUAUUUAUGUUCUAAAGGUGCUCCUGAAAAAUUACAGACUAAAUUAAACUCUUUAAAUGAAGAAAUGAAUUCUUAAUUAUCUUUUUAUGUUAAUCAAGGAUAUAGAGUUAUAAGUUUAGCUUAAAAAGAAAUUAAAUAGGAACAUAUCAAUUUAGAUAGAAUGUAAUUAGAAGUCAAUCUAAAUUUUCUAGGAUAUUUAAUUUUUGAAAAUCAAUUAAAAAACGAUACAGCUGAAGUUAUGAAAUAAUUGAUUGAAUCAAAUUUAAAAGUUAAGGUAAACAAAUAAUAAUGAUUUAGAUUCUAAGUGGAGAUAAUCCUUUGACAACUGUGAAUACUGCAUAUAAUAUUGGUAUAGCAGAUGAGGUUGUUAAAUUAUUUGAUAUUAGAAAUUCAGAGAUUUUAGAGGUAGAUAUAAAUAGAGUAGUUGGAAAAUAAUAAAUAAUAUAAUAAAAAAUGUAUCAAAUAGAUUUAAAAGAUUUGCAAAAUUACAUUUACACUUUAAACCAUAAGUUUGCAUUAACAGGAGAUUUUAUGGAAUUUUGUAAUCAAAAUUAAUUGGACAUAUCUUCUUUAUAUUAGAAAACAAUUGUAUUUGCUAGAGUUAAACCACACUAAAAAAAAGAAGUUAUAUUUAUACAUCAAUAAUCAAAAUGCUGUGUUGCUAUGAUAGGAGAUGGAUCAAAUGAUUGUGUAAUUAUUAUUAUGAUUAAAGUCAGCUAUUUCAUAAGCAGAUAUUGGAGUCUCAUUCUCGUAAGCUGAUGCUUCAUAUACAGCUCAUUUCUCAUCUUUAGAUUAAUCUAUUAAAUGUAUUGUGACAAUAUUAGCAUAAGGAAGAGCAACAGCUUAGACCUUGAGUGAAAUAUUUCCUCUCUAUACUUUAUUAAGUUUUCUAGCUACUUGUGCUUAUACUUGUUUGGCUCUUGAAGGUUAAAAUUAUAGUGACUUUUAAUUAUUAUUCCUUAGCUUUUUAUGUUACAUUCCUAUUAUGGCAUCUAUGACAUUAACAAAAGCAUUACCAAAUCUAUCUAAAGAAUUGCCUUUAGAUGAUAUGUAUUCAUGUAAACUAUCAUAUUUAUUAAAGUAAAUAACCAACUUUCAUUUUAUACUCAUGUAUUUAUUUUUACUGGUGGUCUACUGGUAUCUGUAGCUAUUGUUAUGAAUGCUGAAAAUCAUCAUUUUGAAAAGCCAAAACCUCCAAUCUAGGACUAUCUUAGAGUUGGAAUGCUUAAUACAACUACUGUUAUUAUAGCCUAAAUUUACAGCUAAUUUUUACCUUUCAUCUUUAUUAUCUCUAAACCAUUUAAAGAAUAUUUUUAUAAGAAUUAUGUUUAUAUGGCAUACUCAAUUCUUUCAUUUACAAUAACAAUGUUAUUUGUGUUUUGUAAACCAACUUAAUCAUUUUUAGAUUUGGUUGACUUUAAUUCUGAAAUGUAAUAUGAUAAUCUUAUUUUAGAGAUCAUUUUGACAUUUUCUUAGUUUUGAUUAUGGCAGGUACGAUCAUUUUAGAUAUUAUAAUUUAAAAUAUAUUGUAAAUAAAAUUUCCAAGGAAAAGAUAUUUAUGA
Messenger RNA from Paramecium sonneborni, 3106 nucleotides. The record is from the annotation of a GenBank genome assembly. Lineage: Eukaryota; Ciliophora; Oligohymenophorea; Peniculida; Parameciidae.